Molecule: messenger RNA, 2480 nt
Organism: Anoplophora glabripennis (Asian longhorned beetle)
Lineage: Eukaryota; Metazoa; Arthropoda; Insecta; Coleoptera; Cerambycidae
Exons: 8
Coding region: 119-1498 (459 amino acids)
Biological process (GO): cobalamin transport
Molecular function (GO): cobalamin binding
Source: RefSeq, a predicted model, not a curated record
CUUGGUAGUCAGUUGUUCCAGUCCUAAGCGGCCAUACCAGCCAUCAGUUUAUUAGAGAGACCGCAGUCAUCUGUGCUUUUCUUUGACACAACAUUAAUGGUUACCUGUUAACGCUACCAUGGUUUACCUACCCUUAAUCGUCGCUUUUUCCUUGGUUGCUUUUGGUUAUUCGCAGGACGUAGAGCUUCAGCAGACCGCAACUACCAACUAUGCGUACAAAGACACCACGGAAGCCAUGAGGAGCACGACGGAAAACCAGAAGUACGAGACCAGCAUCCAGAAGGCCCUGGCCUGGUUGGUGACGCAAAGAGAGAGCAAUUGGGGCUGGCGAAACGACACCUCGAAAGUACUUACCGCCUUACAGUUGACCCCGCAGGAAGAAUCCGCAGCGCUGCUACCCACGCACCUGGAGAUGCAGCUCUCUUUCAAACAGAUGGAGGUGGAGAUCGUUGUCCUCCUUUGGAGAUCCGCCUUUUCCAGACACCACGAGGUACCCAUAACUCCUCCAAAGCUCUCGCAGUACUGCUUGGCUCUAAACGCCCUCUGUUACGACCCCCGUCAGUUCCACGGCCAUGACCUCAUAGGUACGCUGCAGCACCACGAAGCUGUGCACGACUUGGAAUUCGCCUACGCGACAUUGGCUGCCUGCAGCGCUAGAGCGCACGUACGCAAGAAGCAGAUCAGGAGGCUUUUGGACAUAGCCAAUACUGCCAAGGACCAUAAUAUCGACACUGUGGCUAUGACGAUUCUGGCCUUGAGGUGUAUCGUGAAAGACCACAGGCACAGGAACUUGCAGCACUCUCUACGAAGGCCGAGUAUCAAUUUGGCACGUCAGCAACAAACCGACGGCGGUUUCGGCAACUUAUACAACACAGCUCUAACCUUGCAGGCGUUACAAGACAUGAACGAAAUAAACAAUCACUGGAACAAGUCAGCUGCCAAAAACUACAUCGAAUCCAGGCAAGAUCCAGAUGGCGCUUUCACUGACCCCAACCUGACCGCAGAGGUCAUCCUGGCCUUGUCUGAAAGAGGCCUAGGCUCCAUCAGGAACCUGGACUGUGGAAAAUUUGACGACUACGAAAACCACGUCGACAUAGAUGGCUUAACGAAGUCGUUCUCGAGCCACGGCAACGACUCCGAGAUCCGCAACGUUACCAUCACCUACACCCUAUGGGUGGGCUCCAACAUCACCGAAAACUCGACCAUCAGCAUAACGGCCCCAAGAAACACCUCCUUCUACAACAUCAUGCAGAUGGCCAUGGAUCUGGACCCGCGCUUCUCCUUCGAGGCCUCGGAGUGGCCAAACGGUCACUACGUCCACACCCUGGCCGGGUACAAAGAGGAACCCAUGGGGUACCACUACUGGUUGCUGUACAGGUUACCGGAGAUACCCGAUCCGAUGGCUCCUCCAGCGAAUCAACUUGUAGCACCAGUGGGAGUGGAUGAUUUAUUGAUUGAAGAAGGUGACCACUAUCUGUUUUGGUACAAGAAGCUGUAAAUAUAGGAGGGGAAGGCAGCAGUCAUCUCGAAGGACACCACAGAAGGCUUAAGAUGUGCGUUUUUCUUUUCGUUAUUCAAAUGUUUCACCCAUUUCAAUCGAACCGUAGCCACCUGAGUUUAAUUUGCCGUGCUGGGCACCUUGAAUUUCUUUAUACUUUUGGCCUUUAUAGUAAGAGAAGCAGAGAGCUUGGUGUUUUCGCGAAUAACGUAUACAUAACCUCUAUGUCUACAACGGCUAUUUUGUGUGACGUUUAUUUAUACAGGAAAUUUUAUUCUAGUCUUUUGAGAAAAGUGUAUUAGUACUUUAAAUGUAAUAUAGUUGGUGCAUCUGAGCAGACAAUGAUUCUGCAUAAUUGAUACUUUUCUACAGCCUUUAUUUUUAGAUGUAAGGCGACCACCUAGGGUCUCUGAGUUUGACAAUAUACAGGGUUGAUCAAAAAUAGUACAAUUGCUUGCUCCUAGUCAUUCAUCAUGUUCUAAUAAAAACUUCAUCACUACUUAUAUUUGUCCACCCUGUAUAUGUAUAAAAUCCUAGUAAAUCUCAUAAAACAAUACAUGCCCUCUUAUAAUCCACAUUUUAUUUUAAAUUAUGCAUCAUCAUCAAACCGAUAUCUUCUUAAUAACAAAUACUUGAUAAUCUUAGAUUAAAUAAUUUUAAUAUUUAUCUGUUUUACCUGAUUGUCGAUUGAUGUUGAUGCAAAAUUGUCUAGAAACGACCCCUACGUGUGUGUAUUUAUUUCAUAAAUGGUAAAAGAUAUCGGAAAUAUUAAAAAUGUUCUAGUAAUAAAAAAGAAUAUAUCUACCUUGAUGUAUUUAUAUGAUAAAGAUGCAUUUUUGAGAGACAAUACUAUACGAUUUUUUGUGUAAACAUUUUUUAUAGGUAGCUUAGGGUACAUUUAUUUAUCCAGUUGUUAAGAGAAGCAAAGAGAAUUGUUGAAAAUUCAUUAUUUUUAUUAUACCUUUGGCUUAAAAAUGUUAUU